Molecule: messenger RNA, 2562 nt
Organism: Branchiostoma belcheri (Belcher's lancelet)
Lineage: Eukaryota; Metazoa; Chordata; Leptocardii; Amphioxiformes; Branchiostomatidae
Product: developmentally-regulated GTP-binding protein 2-like
Exons: 15
Coding region: 170-1264 (364 amino acids)
Biological process (GO): cytoplasmic translation
Cellular component (GO): cytoplasm
Molecular function (GO): GTP binding; GTPase activity
Source: RefSeq, a predicted model, not a curated record
CACCUAAUUACCAUAUUUGUGACUGCUCACAGACACGGCGGUAAUCACUACCAGCUGUAGCGAGUGACUAGCGUGUCAGCCUGCGCCUGUGCUAGUAACUGCACUUUCAGUUCAGGGAACUGCGUGUGUGAGCUUUGGAGAUAGUUAGUCGUCGCCAACUUUUACAGACAUGGGUAUUCUGGAGAAAAUAGCUGAAAUUGAGCGGGAGAUUGCCAGGACUCAAAAGAACAAAGCUACAGAGUAUCAUCUCGGUCUACUGAAAGCAAAAUUAGCGAAGUACCGACAACAGUUGUUGGAACCAACAACAAAGGCUGGAGCAAAAGGAGAAGGUUUUGAUGUAAUGAAAUCUGGUGAUGCCAGGGUGGCUCUGAUUGGUUUUCCAUCAGUUGGUAAAUCUACUCUGCUCAACACUCUGACAGCCACACACAGUGAGUCAGCCUCCUACGAGUUCACCACCCUGACAUGUAUCCCAGGAGUCAUACAGUAUAAUGGUGCCAACAUUCAGCUUCUAGAUCUGCCAGGAAUCAUUGAAGGUGCCUCCCAGGGUAAAGGCCGGGGUCGACAGGUCAUAGCAGUGGCUCGUACAGCUGAUCUGGUCAUCAUCAUGUUGGAUGCCAUGAAGGGUGAUGUACAAAGGUCACUACUGGAAAAGGAACUAGAGAGUGUUGGCAUCAGGUUGAACAAGAAGAGACCAAACAUUUAUUUCAAGUUGAAGAAAGGAGGAGGGGUUUCCUUUAACUCCAUGUGCCCCCUCACACACUGUAGUGAGAAGCUGGUACAGAUGAUUCUACAUGAGUACAAGAUUUUUAAUUGUGAGGUGCUGUUUCGAGAAGACUGCACUGCUGAUGAGUUUAUUGAUGUCAUCUGUGGCAACAGAGUCUACCUCCCAUGCCUCUAUGUCUACAACAAGAUUGAUCAAAUAUCUAUAGAAGAAGUGGACAGAAUCGCCCACCAGCCAUACUCUGUUGUAAUAAGCUGUGAGAUGAAGCUGAAUCUGGACUACCUGCUGGAGAAGAUGUGGGAACACCUGGCACUCAUCAUUGUCUACACCAAGAGAAGGGGAUGUCCCCCAGACUUUGGUGAUGGCAUCAUCAUGAGGAGAAGCUGCUCUGUGGAGCAUGUGUGUCACUCCAUACACAGACAGCUGAAGUCUCAGUUCAAAUAUGCACUUGUGUGGGGCACUAGUGUGAAGUACAGUCCCCAGAGAGUCGGACUGCAGCAUGUCAUGUGCCACGAAGAUGUCAUCCAAGUCAUGAAGAAAUGAUGGCCUCGCACAGUAUUAUGUUCUGCAUGUUGUUACAGUAUAUAAAGAAUUUAGCUUUGUGUUGUUGGAACUUGAUAAGCAUUUCACCUUUUGCCCUGAAAGCAGCAUGGAAAACUUUCAUGACCUUAAACCAGGCUUAAAGUUUGAAAUUAUAUCCUUGUGGGUAAAAUGUCUGGAAGAGUCAGAAUUCUCUUCAAAUUUGAAAUUGUGAUGUUCUGAUGGAUCUUUACAACUUUAUUUGGGCUAUCCAACUUCCAUUUUCAGACCACAUGACAAUGACAUGUAUUGUUGAGGAAUCAGAUUUUGCUAUUUUUGCCUUGUUUCUAUGUUAAAGUUUUGAACAUCAAUUCUGCAGUUUUCACUCAUUAAUUUGGGAAGUCACAGACUACUACAGGCAGAUACAAAAUGCCCGUUUUUUGCAUUGCUUGGUUUCUUCAGGUUAACCUUUUGUCUGGGCCUUUUUCACAUCAAAAGCUGAUAUGGAGUUCCCAAUUUUGCAGAAAGUCCAGGCUAAAAUAAACAACUGCUAUAAAACUGAAAAUUAGUGUAACACUAAGACAAUAUAUUUUGAUGAUACACUAGGUCCUGUUUGUUCAAAAAACUGUAUUCACAUAAAUAGGAAAACUCUAAAAUUGUAAAGCAAACAUUUUUAGAAGAUUAAAAGUAAACAUUUUAGAAUAUUCAUGUUUAUUAGAACCUUGGCACAUUUUUGUUGAAUCAUUUGAACCAAUACUUGAAGUUGUUGAUAACUGUGAUGAAAAUAACUGUAAAUGACAGGACAGUAAAAGGAAAAAAGUGGUUGCUUUUAAGUCUAGAAAUGAAUUAUGAUCCUGCAGUUUUACAUACACUGUACAUGUAUUAAGGCCUCGGGCAUGUUAUAACAUACAUUGUACACAAACAGAUACAUGUAUACUUGAAGUAUUGAAAUUGUGAUACUGAUUAGCAGGUUUAAUCACCCAGACAUUACACUUUGCUUAUUAAUAAAUUGAUUUAUUUUCGUUGGUUGUUGGUUGAGGAUAUUCAAGCUCAUCUGAAAUCUGAAAUAAAAUCUGUACAACCUGAAAACUUGCAGAUGGUUGAACACAUUUCUUUCUAUCAUGGGGCCACAAACUUGAAUGGAGCACAAAAAGUGACAUUAACCCUCACAAAAUGCUGAUUUAAAUAUGCUGAAUUUGACACGAAAUGGAUACAGGACAUUAGGACAGCUAACCCUUAUAUACAUAAACUGGGGUUCACACAGACGAGCUGCACAGACUUCAGCACUAUAUACAUGUACAUGUAUUUUGUAAUAUUUUCAA